Molecule: messenger RNA, 1189 nt
Organism: Anguilla anguilla (European eel)
Lineage: Eukaryota; Metazoa; Chordata; Actinopteri; Anguilliformes; Anguillidae
Product: heat shock factor-binding protein 1
Exons: 4
Coding region: 673-879 (68 amino acids)
Biological process (GO): cellular heat acclimation
Cellular component (GO): cytosol; nucleus
Molecular function (GO): transcription corepressor activity
Source: RefSeq, a predicted model, not a curated record
UGCUUUUCUGACCAUGGUGAGUGAAAGGGAAAAAUAUCCAGAAAGCAACGUAUUACAAUACGCAUUUAUAGGGAUAUGGACAACGGUGGAGAUUGAACUAACAAGCAGUGGAUAUGAUAGUUAACCAUAGCUUGUGUGAGUCACGAAAACGCUUGGGGAAAGCUGUUAGUUAGCAAAUAAAGCGCAGUUGAGUAGUCUACGUGUACAGCUGCUAACUGGAGGGUUAAACGAAGCUGUAACUUCACAUUCAUCGAAGGGGAACGCCUUAUAGUUUACCUGUGAAUCCAGGCUGAAGGCAAGAAGUGAGAACUAUAAUACAAAUCAUGGUUUUACAGUAGCAGUUUGUGGAAGUGAUACAUUUUAACUGACCAUUUCUGGCAAAAUUGAGGGUGGACGAAUUCCAGACAACAUGAAAGAUGUUCUAAAAUCAAAAGCGUUCAGCAGAUUCUGUGUUGCGCAUUUUCAUCGCAUUGUCAGGACCUUGUUUGUUUUGGCCUAAUUAUUAAAAUCGCUCACAGAAGCCAACAAGGUAGGUGUUGUUGGGUGUUGAAUGAGUAAACUUCCCUUUGAGCAAUUCGUUGAGCAAUAACUGUCGUUAGCAGGUAUAGUUGUAUAUUUACUGGGCACUGACACUGACCUGAACUUGGAUCCACUGGACAGGGAGGUGCUACAAUGACAGAAACUAACUCCAAAGCAGCACAAGAUUUAACAGACUUCAUGGAAACAAAGAUGCAAGAUGUUCAGAACAAAUUUCAGGCUAUGUCCGAUAAGUUAGUAUCAAAAAUGGAUGAAAUGGGAACUCGCAUUGACAACCUGGAGAAGAAUGUUGCUGAUCUCAUGACACAGGCAGGGAUGGAGAAGCCUCAAACUUCAAAAUGACUUUUAAGUUGAGAACAUUCAAGAAUGUACUCUACGAAAUGCUCUUUAUUCCAUUUUCAGAAGACAAGAAGAACGAAGACGCCACAGUGCUCCAUUUUUUGUUAAUAAUGUGGUUUGAGCAGGUGGAGCAUUCCUCAUGAAACCAAGAAGAAAAUAACGAUUCAGUUCAUCAGUUUCAUCUCAUCAUGAAGGCUACACCAUUGCUAGGGCUGAUGGAGCUAAAAUUGAUUAUUUUUGUAUGGAAAAAGACUCCCCCCCCCAUGCUGAAGUCACUUUAGGAAAUGAAUAAAACCAUUUAAUGAUUAAAAAA